Molecule: messenger RNA, 384 nt
Organism: Parnassius mnemosyne (clouded apollo)
Lineage: Eukaryota; Metazoa; Arthropoda; Insecta; Lepidoptera; Papilionidae
Source: the annotation of a GenBank genome assembly
AUGGCUUCCUCAUCCACAAAAUCGCCACCGGAAUGGACGAUUGAAAAAGUCAUAGAAUUUAUUGAACUUUAUCAAGCACAUCCAAUAAUAUGGGACGCAACUCGAAAGGAUCAUAAGAAUAAAAAUUUAUUAGCUGAUGCAUGGCGCACCAUUCAACAGAAUAUGGGAAUGAAUUUCUCAAUUGAAGAUUUAAAAAAAAAGCGAGAAUCAUUAAUGAGCACAUAUCGCCUUUACAGAAAGAAAAUUAGUGACUCUACUCGAUCUGGAUCAUCAACAGAUGAUAUUUUUAAACCAAAUUGGUUCGCUUAUGAGCUCAUGGAUAGGUUUCUUGCUCCGAUUUAUGAUAAAUCAGAUACAGUUACUAUUAACACAGAGGUAAGAUAA